This is a messenger RNA of Lineus longissimus, 3380 nucleotides long. RefSeq names its product ATP-dependent RNA helicase DDX19A-like. Gene Ontology annotation, biological process: poly(A)+ mRNA export from nucleus. Gene Ontology annotation, molecular function: RNA helicase activity; ATP binding; RNA binding. Gene Ontology annotation, cellular component: cytoplasmic stress granule; nucleus. NCBI's taxonomy places the organism in Eukaryota, Metazoa, Nemertea, Pilidiophora, Heteronemertea, Lineidae. Bases 191 to 1726 code for a protein of 511 amino acids. The record is from RefSeq and is a predicted model, not a curated record. The transcript has 11 exons.
CAGUGACGUAUUUACGACAAAUCCCAAAACGAGGUCUCACCACAGAAUUGGGGGACCAAGUAUGAUCAGCCAACAUGCCACAAGCAGUAUUUCGAAGUAUGGUCAUUUCGCCUUGCACAGUUCCGAUUUUUGGUUUCGAAAUUCGGUGAAUCCACUGAAUCAUUCCCUAAAACACUCAUAACAACGCAAAAUGGCUGCAGCAGAUGAUGAUUGGGCACUCGCUGUCAACGAACAGGAGAGUAAAUUGUUCUCGAAGAUGGAAGAACUGAAACUUGACAAGACUGGUACUGCCAGUGGCAGUGCCAGUGCGGGAGAGAAUCAAGUCCAGAUUACAAUGCCACCAUCUUCCAAUGCCAAUGGUCAAGCGACAUCUGGUGGUGGUGAUGCUGCUCAGGCUGCUAUAGCCCGUGUCGGAACAACAGCUGAGGGAGAAGAAAAAGAAUUGUCACCUGCUGAUGCUUCCCUUUUGAGAAAGUUAGUCCGUUCCAAAUUGGUCACGACAAAAGCAGAUCUAACAGCCCAGCAGAAAGACCCACUGUCACCGCUUUAUUCGGCAAAGUCAUUUGAGGAGUUAAAACUCAAACCAGAAUUACUGAAAGGUGUCUACGACAUGGGAUUCAAUGCCCCUUCCAAAAUUCAGGAGACUGCCUUGCCCACUUUACUCUGUGAUCCUCCAAUGAAUAUGAUAGCACAGUCACAGAGUGGUACAGGAAAAACAGCUGCAUUUGUUUUGACCAUGUUGAGUCGGGUUGACCCAACAAAAAAUUAUCCACAGUGCCUGUGUCUGUCGCCGACAUAUGAAUUAGCUUUACAGAGUAGUGAAGUGGUGGAGAGGAUGGGAAGGUUUAUGCCUGAUGUCAAAAUUGGCCAAGCCGUAAGGGGACAAAAAGCUACAAGAGGUGGUUUAGCGCCAUAUCACAUCAUCAUCGGUACUCCUGGAACGGUGCUAGAUUGGUGUUUAAAAUUCAAAGUAAUAGACUUGAAGAAAAUCACUGUUUUUGUGCUAGAUGAAGCAGACGUGAUGAUAGCCACGCAAGGCCAUAAAGAUCAAUCCAUAAGACUGCAGAAACAACUAGACAAGAGAAACUGUCAGAUGUUGUUGUUUUCUGCAACUUAUGAAGGCGAGGUGAUGAAGUUUGCUCAGUCGAUUAUUCCCAAUCCUGUCACGAUAAGUCUUCGUCGAGAAGAAGAGAGUUUAGACAACAUUAAACAGGUCUAUAUCACGUGCCAAGAUGACCAAGAAAAGUUCGAGGCAUUAUCCAAUAUCUAUGGUGUGUUAUCAAUAGGACAAGCUAUGAUAUUUUGUCAUACAAAGAAGAAAGCCAAUUGGUUGGCAACGAAGAUGGUGGAAGAAGGCCACUCGGUGGCACUCCUUAGUGGCGAACUUGCUGUUGAGCAGCGAGCAGCUGUGAUCAGUCGUUUCCGUGAGGGCAAAGAGAAGGUGCUGAUUACGACCAAUGUGUCAUCUAGAGGUAUUGACAUCGAGCAGGUCACAGUCGUAGUAAACUUCGAUCUUCCCGUUGACCAGUUCUAUAAAGCGGACUUCGAAACAUAUCUGCAUCGUAUUGGCCGGACGGGUCGGUUUGGCAAGAACGGCCUGGCAAUCAACAUGGUGGACGGACGCCGAUCAAUGGCCAACCUCAAAGCUAUAGAGGAGCACUUUGGACGAAAAAUUAACCACCUUGACAGUGACGAUGUGGAUCAAAUCCAGGCUUUGGCACCAUAGAAUUUAUAUUCGUCAAAUGUUGUGAUCGGAGUAAUGCUGGCUUAAAGACACUGGCGUUCAGUACUGAGGCAGAGCUUGUUUUAGGAAAAUACAAAAUACGUUUGCCGACGGCAGGGCUGCAUAUUUCUACCCAAGGACUAUUAUUAAGAGUAUAAGUAUUCUGUUGCCGCAUGGAAAUGUGAAAAAUUAUUCGCCAAGCAAGUACUUGGUAUGGACCUACAUAAGAGUCCAAUGUGACACCAACUGGAUAUCCUGGAUAGCGGACUGCCACCGGACCUUUUUUCCUCAGCCAGCUGUAUAUUUGUCCUACAAAAAGCUUAAGAUAAAAAUGUGUUGGACUGGAAUAAUCGAAUAGUUCAAUGCUUGGUAAACUAAAGGAUGGUUCUGCUCCUUGGCAAUAUUGGACUCGUGAAAUGGUUAAAACCAUUUUGUACUUUAGCGAUUGCCAUUAACAGUUCAGAAUUCAAAAUCAUAGAAGUGAAAUUGAAAAAUAUUCAUUGUGCUACGCUAGCUUUUGGGCAGUUUGCCACCAGGUUUUGGCUGGUGUGACUGUAUAUAUGUGCUUUCAUCAUGAAGUAGCCGGCUGGGAGAGUGGGGGGUUAAUCCAAAAGAAGGGGUAUGCUCAUCAGUGUCCAUGUUGAUUUCAUAAAGCCUCUUCUGCAGGCAUGCGUUGACAGGGAGCAUCUUCAAGCCAGACCCAGUCUGUCUUGCUGCAGUGCAAUGUUAAAUUGCGAGUGUGCUGUUUUCUUUCAUAAUUGGAGCUUUUUCUCAAUUCACUUCAGAUUGGUUGAGUGAACCUAUCCCCCCUCCAAGAAACAGACAAAGGUCAAAUUGUGGAUAUUUGUUUUCAAAGUCCAAUAUUUUAAUAAUUAUGAUCUAUAUACGUGUGAAAAAGUAAUGUACUUGUACUCCACUUUUCUAUUGUAAAGAAAAAUGUGUUCAUCCUUUGGGAGGAGAGAUAUUAGAUGUGGUCAUAUUGAUGUGGUUGCAUGUCUUUCUUAUCAUGAUCAUGGUGCAAUAAGGUCUGUUCAGCUCAGAAAGGUGGACAGUUCAGCUAAGAACAGUGGCCCUUGUUGGGAUGAGGGUUACCGCACUAAUUAUCCCAUGUAUUUAUGGAAAAAUCUUUACAGCAUACAUGUGUCCGCAGGGUUGGUGCGCCCGUUCACAUUUUCCCCACUUGUGAAUGCUGCACAUGAGUGGCGAAUGUAAAACAAUGUCUGGCUAAAAAAUUUUCGAAUUCAAUUUGAAUUGUCAUGAUUUGGCGAGAGAGUAAGUGUUGUGCGAAAAUUGAUCAAAGUCUACCAAAAAGAUCCACUUCCACACCAAAUGCACCAGGGAACUAUCGUUAGUCAGUCCAUGGAGGUAUAAAUAUCUCCAUGGUCAGUCCAACUUUAUCAUAUUUGCGGGCGGCCGCGCUAUCACACGUAGUUGCUACUGCAUGUACUGUGGGCUGGGUCAGCCCCAAGAUGGACAAACAAUCGGCAAUGGCUAGAGCUGACUCAAUUUGGCUAAAAGUGACAGUCACUUGGCUAAAAAGUUUUGUGGCUCCCUUUCGAAUAUUGACUUCUUUUACUCAGGCCAUAAAACAUGUAAAUUUCUGAAUGAAUUCAUCUUUAGUGUUCCCUAAUGAAUAAAGUUGUUAUACCUUGAAAAA